This is a messenger RNA of Cokeromyces recurvatus, 730 nucleotides long. Its product is annotated as putative ras-related GTP-binding protein. NCBI's taxonomy places the organism in Eukaryota, Fungi, Mucoromycota, Mucoromycetes, Mucorales, Mucoraceae. The coding region runs from base 27 to 719 and encodes 230 amino acids. The record is from RefSeq and is a predicted model, not a curated record. Gene Ontology annotation, molecular function: GTPase activity; GTP binding. The transcript is spliced from 3 exons. Gene Ontology annotation, cellular component: endosome.
UUUUUUUUUUUAAUAAAAUUCUCGAAAUGUUGACUGAUGAUGAAUAUGAUUACCUUUUUAAACUUGUCUUGAUUGGUGAUUCUGGUGUUGGGAAAUCUAAUUUAUUAUCUAGAUUCACUUCAAAUGAAUUUAAUCUAGAGUCAAAGAGUACAAUUGGUGUCGAAUUUGCUACAAAAAACCUUGAAAUAGAUAAUCAUACAGUAAAAGCACAAAUAUGGGAUACAAGUGGACAAGAAAGAUAUAGAGCUAUUACAGGUGCUUAUUAUCGAGGUGCUGUUGGUGCUCUUUUAGUUUACGAUAUAACACGUCAAUCUUCUUUUGAAAAUGUUGAACAUUGGCUUAAAGAAUUACGUGACCAUGCUGAUCCAAACAUUGUAAUCAUGUUAGUAGGUAAUAAGUUAGAUUUAAAUGAAACAAGUCGUCAAGUCAGUACAGAAGAAGGUGGAGCAUUAGCAGAACAAGAAGGAUUUUUAUUUAUCGAGACAUCAGCUUUGGAUGCCACUAAUGUUGAAAAUGCUUUUGCUACUGUAUUUAAUACAAUUUAUAAUAAUUUACCAAAGAGAAAACGCGAAAAUAAUGAAAAUGAAGCAAUAAAUGGCCCUACACAAGGUGAACGCAUUCAAUUAAGACCCCCUAGCGUUCGAGGUUUAUCUACAGCACGUUCCAAUGAUAAUAAUAAUAAUAGUAAUCAUAAUAGUAAUAAAGGAGGAUGCUGUUAAAAGAAAAAACA